Messenger RNA from Neopsephotus bourkii (Bourke's parrot), 1203 nucleotides. It is a transcript of the gene PGF, whose product is annotated as placental growth factor. NCBI's taxonomy places the organism in Eukaryota, Metazoa, Chordata, Aves, Psittaciformes, Psittacidae. The transcript is spliced from 7 exons. The record is from RefSeq and is a predicted model, not a curated record. Gene Ontology annotation, cellular component: membrane. Gene Ontology annotation, molecular function: vascular endothelial growth factor receptor binding; chemoattractant activity; growth factor activity. Bases 98 to 592 code for a protein of 164 amino acids. Gene Ontology annotation, biological process: positive regulation of angiogenesis; sprouting angiogenesis; positive regulation of endothelial cell proliferation.
CGGAGGCGGCACGGCGGGGCCGGUGGCCCGGCGGCAGGGCGGCAUGUCGGGGGCGGCGGGGCGGUAGCGGAGGCGCGGAGUCGUUGCCGGAGCGGCGAUGCGGCUGCUCGGUGCCUUCCUGAGGCUGCUGGUGGCCGCGACGCUGGGGGCGCCUCCUGCCCCGGCCCCGGAGGCGCGGGGGACCGCCAGCGCGGAGCCGCCCGUCCUGACCUUUCGGGAGAUCUGGAACCGUAGUUUCUGCCGGCCCCUGGAGCAGCUGGUGGACGUCAUCAGCGAGUUCCCCAACGAGGUGGAGUACAUUUUCAGACCCUCCUGCGUCUCCCUGCAGCGCUGUGGAGGCUGCUGUGGGGAUGAGGGUCUCCGCUGUGUCCCUGUGGAAACAAACACGGUCACCAUGCAGCUCCUGAAGAUAAAGCCGAAUGGGGAGGCUCCCUACGUGGAGAUGGCGUUCACCGAGCACAAGCAGUGCGAGUGCAGGCCCCGGCAGGACCUGAUGAGGCUGGGAAGGAGAAGGCCUAAGGGCCGAGGUAAGAGAAGACAAGAGAGGACAAGACGUAAAGGCUGUGAACUAUGUGGCACACCACGCAGGUAGCCUCCGCUCUGCCCCUGGCCUUGCUCCUGUUGCUUGGGUUUGAGCCAGCAGUGUCUUCCCCUGGCGUGAGUGAGGAACUUGUGGAACUGUGUCCUGCCAUGCAGCAGUGGGGAGCAGGACUUCAGCAGGGAAAAGCUGACUGGACUCUUGCCUGGCCCUGGCUGGAAUGCAGCCUACAACUGAGGACUCGUUUGCCCCAUGUGCACCAUCAGCAGCAGGACAAAAGGACCUGUGACCAGGCCUGGGGCUGAAGAUGAGGAGCUCAAGCAGCAUCUUGGUGUUUGAGGGCAUCCUGCGGGCAAUGAGGAGUGGAGCUGGUGGAUGUGCUGCUGGAGCUGGCUGGGGACAGCAUCAUGGGGAUGGGUGGAGGAGGCAUGGAGGGCUGCAGCUGCAGAACUGCUCUGUACUGCCAGUGCCCUGCAGCUGGGGAGGAAGGAAACCCGGGGCAGACAAGGCUGCAGGGCUGUGUUCAUCUGAGCCUUGGCAUGGGGCAGCCCGGGAGGGUGCCUGGAAAGCCCUCCUGGAGGGGAAGGAGUGGGAAUUGGGGUUGCCAGGGCUUCUCACAUACUUGCAGCCACAUACCAGCCUUGCCCUGCUCAAUAAAACCUGGU